UAAGGAGGUACUAGUCAGAGACUUACAAUAUCAACACGUGGAGGGAUAAAUCAUUACUAGUGUGGUAUUUACAUUAUCAAAUCGAGGAGGAAACAAUAGGUAUUAGAACCAACAAUGGCGAGGAUGUACAUCUUAUUGUUAGUUCUACUUGUAAAUACAUCUUACCAGCAGAAUAUCAUUCCUGACCACAAAAGGCGCCAAUGUAAUGCGCUGCAGUCGUCUGAGGUUAUGGAAAAGGCCUUACCCGAGAUACGUCGUUACUUCCAGUCUGAGUUACAGUCCAGUAGACGAGAGCGUGAAGAAGUUAAAUCAUUUCUGAGUGGAACGAAUGAUUCCCUUCGAGUUUUUAAAACAGAACUGGAAACUUACAGAGGACACAAUAACGAAAUGAACGCCUCCCUGGGAAUGAUUAAGACUGAGUUGGAAAACAGCCAACGUCCGUCAGCAGAGUAUGAACGCUUCAUUGGGAAUUAUCAAAACAGAGUCGGAAAUAAGCAGACGACAGAAAGAAGAAAUGAAUGCCUCCCUGGGAGCGAUUACCACAGAGUUGGAAACAAAUCAACGUUAUAAACAGAAGAUGAACGUUUCCUUGGGAGUUAUACAGUCAGAGAUGGAAACUAGCAGAAAACAGGUGGCGGGGAUGAACGUUUCCUUCGAACUUUUUCAAGCAGAGUUGGAAACAAGCAGACAACUUCACUUGGAGAUGAACGCUUCUCUAGAAGUAAGCAGACGACAGAAUGAGGAAAUGAAGGCUUCGCUGGCUGUUGUUCAGGCAGAGUUGAACAUUACCAGAGAACAUCUACGUUUAGUCAUACGGGGAUGUGAGGACGACUGGGAACACCAUGGUGGAUAUUGUUACCUAUUUGUACAGACAAAAGUAAACUAUAAAGGCGCCAAAGCUCGAUGUCAACAAGACAACGCCUAUGUUGCGGAAGUCAGAAGUGAAAAGGAACAGCAAUUCAUCAAAGCGGAAUUGGAUAAAAUCGACGGGAAUAAAUCACCUAGUUAUUACCUGGGAGGAUAUUAUAACCGUGAGGAGAAUGAAUGGAUAUGGGAAAGGACAGGGAAGACGAUUGGAUACACCAGAUGGGCACCUGGAGAACCUAACGACUCGGGCAGGAGAGAGGAUUGUCUCUUUACGUGGGCCAAGAGAGACCGUUUAUGGAAUGAUGCUUCAUGUCAAUUUAAAAGUUAUUUCAUAUGCAUGAAAAGUUUGAUCCCUUCAUGAAGAUGAUAAAAAAGAUCACCGAAUACACCAGCAAUGACUUUAUCACGUGAUGUGAUGUAUAUGUGGAAGUAAAUAUCACGCCUUUGAGUAUUUUUCACCUUCGGAUUUGGAAAUCAUCUACAUCAAUGUAUCAGCCCAUUUAGUCAUACUAAUUUCAUAUAUUAAAUAUCAUGAACGGAAUCAACGUGUGUUUAUGUGUACUCUGUACGAAUAGCUGGCCGGUUGAUUUUUUCAAUAAAUAUAUACCUCUCUAAUCCUA
Messenger RNA from Pecten maximus, 1487 nucleotides. Its product is annotated as perlucin-like. The record is from RefSeq and is a predicted model, not a curated record. Bases 452 to 1228 code for a protein of 258 amino acids. Gene Ontology annotation, molecular function: signaling receptor activity. The transcript has 5 exons. Lineage: Eukaryota; Metazoa; Mollusca; Bivalvia; Pectinida; Pectinidae.